UCGUCGAGCAUAUGGAAACUGCCCAAAAAAAUAAAAAAUUUGUUUUCCACUUCUUCUCAAUCAAUCAAACUCAGGCUUUAUACCUCUAUUUUGGUUAUGGAGAGCGAUCUCUCUCUCCUCUCUGUAAACUGGGUCUCGGUCUCUGUUUUGCAUUAUGAAGAUGAAGCAAAAAGAUUAUCUCCAUUUGUGCUGCUUACCAAAAGAAAAAUUCUUGCAGUAUUGGGUCUCAAAGAAACAGAGAAGAGAUGGACUUGAUUGACUGGAGGCCAAAUUGGCAACUCAGAAGAUGCUGCAACCGCGACCAAGUGACCUUCCUCAUCUCUGUUGCUGUCUGCACUGUCGUUAUACUUGUGCUGUGGAGGACAGUACUGAUGACACCAUUUAAGCUUAUAACUGUGUUUCUUCAUGAGGUGAGCCAUGCAUUGGCUUGUAUGCUUACAUGUGGUAAGGUGGAAGGGAUUAAAGUUCAUGCAGAUGAAGGAGGAGUCACACAAACUCGUGGUGGCAUAUACUGGCUAAUUUUGCCGGCUGGAUAUCUUGGUUCAUCCUUUUGGGGGAUGGUAUUGAUUCUUGCAUCCACAAAACAUCUUGCUACACAAGUAGCUGCUGGCUGUUUCAUCGUUGCCCUAUUUGUUGUACUAUUUUUAGCUAAAAAUUGGACACUUCGAGGACUUUGUAUAGGAUUCAUUAUUUUAUUUGCUGGAAUUUGGUAUCUGCAAGAAACAACGCCAGUUCGUAUUCUAAGGGAAAUAAUUCUGUUUACUGGUGUAAUGAACAGCUUGUUUUCAGUUUAUGAGUUAAUUCUAGUGAUGCCGAGAGAUUUGCAGAAGAGUGUCCAUGCUGCACUGGUUGUGGAUGGGGUGUCAUUUGGGCGUUCAUAUCUUUCUUCUUUCUCUGUGGAUCCAUGUACCUUGCUCUUGUGGUUUUGGCUUGAGGUACGGUUUGCUUCAAUGAUUCCAAGUUCUUGAUUGUCACAGAAACAUAAAAAAACCGCCUUGAAAGGUACCAAUGUGCAUUCAGCUACUACUUUUUUGUUGUGAAGCAAGCGUUGCAGAUAGGCCCUACAUGAACUCUGUUCAUCUCAUGUUUUCGAGCGGUUUAUUUACUUUGGCCAGACCAGGCAAACCUGGACUUCAAGAUAGACAACUACCUCUGCUUCAGCUAUUACCAAAGCUCAUGCUACUAGUUGGAUUCAACGGUGCUCCUAAGGCUUCUGGGGAGACUAGUUUUGUUGAGGAUUUUUCUAGGAAUUCAGUGUCUUAUUCUUGUUUUGAUGAGGGUAGAUGACCUACUACAUCUACAAUGUGAAGGUGUGAUGAUGUGAUGCAAUUUUGUGUAAUUGUAAAGCUUAUACAAAUAUAAUAUAAUUUGUUUAUUCUUUCAUAAUAAAAAACGAA
Molecule: messenger RNA, 1397 nt
Organism: Prunus persica (peach)
Lineage: Eukaryota; Viridiplantae; Streptophyta; Magnoliopsida; Rosales; Rosaceae
Exons: 9
Coding region: 246-968 (240 amino acids)
Source: RefSeq, a predicted model, not a curated record